ACAAGUAGUAGGGUCGUGCGUAGUUCAAAAAUAACCAAACAAGGAUGGUAGAGGGCUCCAGCUUGUCUGUUGAGUCUGUGUUAUCUGCCAUUGAUGCGUUGUAUAUGAAUCCAGAUACAUCUGUCAAAGAGCAAGCUUCAAAAUGGCUGUGUGAAUUUCAAAAAUCAGUUUAUGCUUGGCAAAUAUCCGAUCAGUUGCUUUACAUGAAUAGAGAUUUAAAUUCUUGUUACUUUGGAGCUCAAACCAUACGUAAAAAGAUUCAAUGUCACUUUACUGAACUCCCAGUGGAGUCGCACGAAGGACUAAAAAACUCUCUCCUGCAACAUGUCCAAGAACUUAGAGAAAACACUAGCCUACCGAUAGCAAAUCAGUUGUGCUUAGCCGUCGCAGAUUUGUUUUGCCAUAUGGUUCAGUGGAAAGAUGGUAUCAAAGAUAUUGUUUCUAAAUUUUCAGAAACAGACGUCUCCUGUAGCUACUUAAUUGAUAUUCUGAAAUUUAUUCCUGAAGAGAUGAACAGCAGUACUCUUCGACUAGGAAUGAAUCGUCGACACGCUCUUAUGAGUCAGUUUGAAGGGAGCAAACAGUUUGUGUUGGAGUUUCUGUCUCACAGAGCAAAAUCAGAACAAAUGGUUAUCUUAGCUAAAGUAUAUAAUUGUCUUGCAAGUUGGUGGGAUAAUACUGGAGUCAUGGUUGAACACGAUGUACCGAUUGACCCUCUCUUAAACACUGCAUUUGCUAUCCUUCGGAAUCCUUCCACUACUCCUGAAUCAACUUUCGAUGCAGCAUCUCAGUGGGUGCUAGCACUUUUAUACCAGUGUAAGCAACUUAGCAACUCAAACAGUGAAUUACUGCGUUGGCUUCAAGAAAAUAUUUACAGUCUAGUUAGUGUUGUGCAGGAAUGUUCCAAUUCUGUCGCGUCUGCGUUGGGAUCAAUUCAACAACAAGAACAGCUUGAACUGUACAAAGAUCGGUGUACUUGUUUGGCUCACAUUUUCUCGUCAUUAGCCAGAACUUUACGGCCUCCUCUAGUAGAUCAGCCCACUAGCCCUGGAUCUGGUGGUCUUGGAGACUUGCGUACUAUGGAGUGUAUUCUUGUAGUUCUUGAAAUACCUCCUCCUCUCGGUAGUCGUGAAUUGGCAUCUAUUACAUUCCACGCCUUACAUUCGUUGGCUGAUGAUGCAAUUCGACACCGGUCCAUGAGUGCUGCAGUAUCUGUGAAUCAGGGCCCCUUGGAAUCUUCGGUUAACAACUCUAAUACCUCUACUGGCUUGGCACGCCCAAUUGCAGCCUUAAUUCCUUACUUCACUCGCGUUGUGGUUGCGUUAACUAGUUACUGUCCUAGUAAUACAUCCGACUUAGAAAGCACCGAUGAAUUAAGAGAUUUUCGUGAGGAUGUUCAUGAUCUCAUGCAAGAUAUUCUGGGUUUGGUUGGGGCUGAGGCUAUUUUUGUCGAGCUAUACAAUUAUGUACAGAAGCUGCAAAUGUUAGCUAUGUCUGAGAAUGCACAGGCGUCGGCAUAUGAAGUGCUUCGAGAGUCUGAAGCAUGUCUGUUCAUGCUUACAACUGUUGCUAAACGUCUAUCUCCUCGUGAUCCUGAAGGACAUAUUUCGAAUCUUAUAUCAAAAUUAGUACUCCCAGGUCUCACAGGACCAUGCCCUCCUGCUCUUCAAGAAGUCGGUUGUAUGCUGUAUAUGGAGUUGGCUCAUUGGGCUGCCUGCCAUCCUCAGCUCCGGCGUCAAAUCGUUAACCAGCUGAUUGAGAUCAUCGAGAAGUCUGCUGGCGUUGAGUCCCAAUCUUUACGGCCAGGUCAAAAGCUUGCUGUUGGAGCAGCACUUUCAGCUCUUGGUUCUUUAUGUGCUGUGUAUCGCGCAACCCCAACAUCUACACCUAACGGAGAUGUUUCUACUCAUUCCCCUUGUAACUCCGAUUCUCUUCGUCUUGCUCUAAUUGACGAACAUUGGCAAGAUUUGGUCAAUCGAGUUGCCUACAAUCUACCAAGACUUGCUUGGGUUCCUAUCCAUGAUGCUACUCAUUUUUUCGCUGGUAUUGGACGAGGUCUAAUAUGCUCUGUGGGCACAGGUGGUGGGGGAGUUGAAUUCGACCCUCGAGUGUCUAGACAAGCUUUUCCGAUGAGAGUAGCACAAAUAUGUAGCGUCAGCUUGGAAUGUUUAUCUAAGCUGAUGGAUGGUAAUGUCCCUAUCGAAGGUUCAGAUACUCUCAGUGAUCCCCGUGUAUGGCUUGAUUACCUAGCAGCACUGUUUCGUACUUUCAAUUGCCUUUUACGACGUUUGGGAAACCCAAGUUCUAGUCAGUGGGACACAAGGGAACGCAACGCUGUUGAUCGUACUACGUCCGAGUUGGUGCUUUCUGCUCAGAAUUGUUUAGCUGAAUGCUUGCAGUUAGUAAGAGAAGUAAUAUGGCCAGUUGUUACCCGUGUACUCACACAUUAUGCCUCGCGCAUGCGUCCAAUGGAGCAUGUUUGUCGUCUCAUACGUUUCAUUGUGCGUUGUUUUUCUGUGCACUUACGAGAUCUUCUCCCGGAGCUUGCUGAAAAAAUUGUACUGUCUUACACAACUGGAGGACAACAUUCAAGUUUUCUCUAUUUAACAAGCGUGCUAGUUGAUGAAUUCGGAGAACAAUUAGAUUGCAGAGUCGGUUUAGUUAACGUGUAUGAGGCAUUGAGUGGUCCAACACUGAAAUCUAUCUCUGGUUCUGGCCUUAUACAACAACCGCAUACUGUGGAAGAUCUAUUUCGGUUAUGCACCCGACUUGUACAACACUGUGCAGCUGUUUUUCUCACCAGUAGCAGGAUCAAUUUGAAUGAACUCUGCGAUACCGCUGUCUCUUCUCUAAAUCUGUGUUGUACCGGCCCUGGUGCUGGUUCGUCUAGUGAUGAUACACCGGAUCCAAACUCAUCUAAUAAUGAUGAAUCGAGUUCAUCGUCAGCUUCUACCAGCGCAUCAGCUGCAGCUGCUCGAUUUUUCAUCGAACUUAUCAUUUUUACGAACGAGGCAUGUGAGGAGACACCAAUUCAGGUUGUACAGAUUUUGGAGUCUGGUAGACAUCUUCCUACUCCCUCUUGCCAGUCAGCUCUAGCUGCUCAAAAUGUUAUUGUGUGGUUAACUUACUCCAGGCCUACGCAGCCUACUGAUCCUAGUAAUAUGAAUAGUUGUUGCGGCGGACAACGGUUAGUUUCAGCAUUAUUGCAAGCAUGUUGUCUUGGAUUAAUGGAUGAAAGGUUUCCCGAGAUGGCGGAUAUUUUAUAUCACCUUAAGGUCAUGAUUAAUCAAGAAAUGUUUCUUAACUGGCUGAAGAACGCAGUAGCCAAUUUGUCAACUAUGCGUACUGAUGGUUUAGUCCAAGCUACACAAGACCAAAUUACCGAUUUUCAAGAUGUUGUUAUGAAUUCAUCCCGGAGUUCAACGAUCGUACAUGCACUUGAUUCAUUUUCAAGAUUGUUCCGAUGAAUUAUGCUCCCUGUAUACAAUUUUCAGUGUAUAAAAAGUAUUCAUCUCUCACUUUGCACUAUUUUAAAACAAGCUUCUACCUUUAUUCUAGAUAUCUUUGUUGUUAUGAGCAAUUUUAACCAAUGUAUUUUAAAACCUUAUAUAUAGCCACAUUUCGAGAAUUUUUCCAAUCUCCUUGAACCUACUCUUUUUAUCCUUAACUAUAUGCAGAAUCCAGUCAAUUUGGUUAUAGUAAAUGAGCUAUUUAAAAUCAAAGAGAACAUUUUAAUCCGGGUAUUCAGCUUUAUUACCAUUAUUACUGACUUAGAUUUCACAGAUUAUCAAACCUUAUGAACGGCUUAAUAAUUUUCCAUAGCAUGGCGAUAUUGGGAGUAAAUAAUAAUGUUUGUUUCACCAGGCUUUACAAAUCGAUCUUUGAAACUAAAAUAUAGUGAAGGAAAAAUCCUAACGAUAUCUGGUCAAUUGAUAUACAUGUUUAGGAGCACAUCAUGUCCUACUCAUAAUAUUGAAGCUUUAUUUUUAUGGACUUUUUAUGCCAUCCAAAUGGAUUCAAUUCAUUUGGCUUGAACGGGAAGAAUGGUCGAGCCAAUUCUACAAAUACGCUAUAUACUUGAAUCAAGUCAAGUAGUUGAAUCACAUUCACGAGUCGUGACAAUAAACAUCCGUAGGAUAUUUUCCGAAAUAGUCUUCAGGGUGGGUUAUAUGACAUGGUUCCGGUUUAGAAGCAAUUUGUCUCACUACAAAUAUUACUAGAGUGUAUUUCUAAGGUUCACCAUCCCGGUAAUAUAAAUCCUGGAAGAAGAAAAGUUUGAGAAAUUGUUAGAGAUGAGCUGCUGAGUGGAAUAAAAAAUGGGAUUCGUCUAAGAAAGCGUACGAAAUCGAAUAUUCGCCAGUUGCGUCUUCAAAACAAGGGAGCAUUCGAGUAGGUUAAAUGAUGGUUGCAAAAUCAUGCCGCCAGAUCAUUGAAGCAUGUUACGGAAUUAUUUAUUUGAACACAAAUAUUAGUACAAAAAGGUAGCGAAUAUAUAUGUGCCAUAAGUCCCUUAAUUUGUGUGGGCUGCGAUACUGUUCGGGUGCCUAAGUCGAAGCAGGUAUUUUUUUAUUACUCGUGGCAAAUCAGUAUGAUACAGAGAUACAUUAUUCACAGUCUUGUAUUUCUCACUGCAUCUAACCUCAUUAGUCUUUUCCUGUUGUACAAGUACUAUAUAGCAGUUCGUUUCGCAGUCGUAACAUUGGAACAAGUAACAGUAACAGGAUUUUGUUAGGUUAUUAUAUAUUGUAAGAGGCAUCCUUUUUUGCUACAGUUCGUUUAACUAGACCAGAAAUUAAUUUGUAAGAGCAUUAUCUUGGAACAUUUUAUCGACAUUUUAAAGAAUCUGGAAAUGUUCAUAACCAAACAUUGGAUAUAAACACACUGGUCAUUCAAAUGAACUAGAUCAACUUCAAACUUUGAGCAAUCUAAACGUCCGAAUAUUUACCAACUACGAAGAAAUUCUGACUAAUUUCUCAAUUAUUACAGUACACUAUACUCCUUCAUAAGAAUUUUCGACUACGUCGAGAGCUUUUUGUUGCGUAAUAAUUGUUCCAGAAUGUUGAUAUUCCCAUGUUACGGCAACACACUUAUUACUACUCAUGAUGAUAGCUAGAGAACUUAGAUGCUUCGUAAUUGUUUGCCGUAGUGUGGAUGUAUUUAUUGUUUAGUUUCUUCUAAAUCUUUUCUUAAUCUACUUUUAGCUUCUAGGCUUCUUAAUUUUAUUCGUUUUUGUACUUUACUUUUAAAAUUUUGGUCUUUGUAAUAAAAUAUCGACAGU
This is a messenger RNA of Schistosoma guineensis, 5278 nucleotides long. NCBI's taxonomy places the organism in Eukaryota, Metazoa, Platyhelminthes, Trematoda, Strigeidida, Schistosomatidae. The record is from the annotation of a GenBank genome assembly.